AUGCUGGUGAAAUAUCAGUUAUUGAUCUCGCUGCUAUUUACGUCCUUGAUAGGAUUUGUGGCUGCCUGGUCGGACCAGGACCUGGAGAUCUUUGCUCUUAGGGAACAGGUUGAAAAAGAUCUUGGAAAAGGAGCUACUUUCUACGACUGGCUAGACGUGCCUCAAUAUGCCAAGGAUGAACAGAUUGCCAAGGCAUAUAGAAAGCUUUCGAGACAGCUUCAUCCUGAUAAGAACAGCCAUCGUAGUUCGACAGAGAAAUAUACUCGUUUGAGUUUGAUAGUUAAUAUCCUUCGGUCAGAGUCUCGUGAGAGAUACGACUUUUUCCUUUCUAAGGGAUUCCCCAGAUGGAAGGGAACUGGAUACUAUUAUAACCGGUACAGACCCGGUCUUGGAACUGUGCUCGUAUUUUUAUAUCUGUUCAUCAGUGGAGCGCAAUAUCUGCUGAUGAAGAUUUCAUCAGAUAGAGACCGCGCUCACAUGUCCAAUGUGAUUGAUGAGGCCAAACGACUAGCAUGGUCUGGAUCUACCACUCCUGGGGUCAACAUGAGCUCGAAACGCCGUGUCACUCUUCCCAAUGGCAAGAUCUUUACUGUCUACCCGUCAGGAGACGUUUUUAUCGUUGACCACGACGUCGAGUUCCACCUCAACCUGGACGACAUUAAAUCACCCACUUGGAAGGACACUAUCCUCUACAAACUGCCCAUCUGGAUUCGAGCUCUUAUUACCGGCCAACAGGCUGAGUUCAACGAACCAGAGGGCCAUAAACUCUCGGACCCUGAACCACCCAAGAAAAAGACUCCUCGUCCGGCCACUAAGGUCGCCGGCCGCCGUAAAUAG
Sugiyamaella lignohabitans is the source of this 837-nucleotide messenger RNA. RefSeq names its product Erj5p (gene ERJ5). Gene Ontology annotation, cellular component: endomembrane system. Lineage: Eukaryota; Fungi; Ascomycota; Dipodascomycetes; Dipodascales; Trichomonascaceae. The record is from RefSeq and is a predicted model, not a curated record. The transcript has a single exon. The coding region runs from base 1 to 837 and encodes 278 amino acids.